Messenger RNA from Bolinopsis microptera, 474 nucleotides. Its product is annotated as cysteine-rich hydrophobic domain-containing protein 2-like. NCBI's taxonomy places the organism in Eukaryota, Metazoa, Ctenophora, Tentaculata, Lobata, Bolinopsidae. The transcript is spliced from 6 exons. The coding region runs from base 1 to 474 and encodes 157 amino acids. The record is from RefSeq and is a predicted model, not a curated record.
AUGUGGCAAGUUCAAGAUGAGAUAGAGAGUACAGAUCAGCACGAACUUCUAAACGACGACAACAUUCUGAUACGGUGCAGUGGCAACAUAACAAUAUUUGGUCUGUGUAACAAGUACAAUACUUCCUACCCCUCACAACUGACUGCUAAAGUAGCUCCAGAAGAAUUCGCAGAAACCAUCAACAAGAUCAACAAAGAACUACGGAAGAAUAUAGACUUCACUUGGAAAGCUCUCAUUUUAGGGUGUCUGUGUUGUUGUUGCUCAUGUGGUAUGACAAUGAUACCUCCACUACUCCUCAACAAUAAGGCUAAACGUCAGAUGAAGAAGAUAUUAGAUUGGGAAAACACUAGAGUGUAUAAUAAGAUUGGGCUGAAUUGGAUUCUGCGGAGACUCCCCUGUGAAAGAAGCCCCAUGUUAGAAUAUGUGUUGAUACUGGAAAAAGUACGACAAGAUCAGAUCUUAGCAGUUGACUGA